Messenger RNA from Micropterus dolomieu (smallmouth bass), 3837 nucleotides. RefSeq names its product myelin basic protein-like. Bases 275 to 697 code for a protein of 140 amino acids. NCBI's taxonomy places the organism in Eukaryota, Metazoa, Chordata, Actinopteri, Centrarchiformes, Centrarchidae. The transcript has 4 exons. Gene Ontology annotation, molecular function: structural constituent of myelin sheath. The record is from RefSeq and is a predicted model, not a curated record.
GACCGAAAGCUGCAUUCCGCCCCACCCCUUACAAACAACACCAUCAUCACUGUACCAAAAUCAGGAAGCACCGAGACACGUUAAUUUUUUUAUUUUAUUUUACGGAGACACUUUGGUGAUUACAGCAAACGACGAACCAUAGAGGGGAAAAGGCGUUAUUGUGACCACCGUCGACCACUGCUGAAAGAAGACUCUCAGUUGGUUACAUCCAGUGCAAGGAUCAGCUGUGGAUGCAUUUGACACAGACUAACCGGAGAAGGUCUCUGUCAGCAGCAUGGGCCAGCAUCUAGGAAAGAGAGAGUCACCCACAGACAGCAAGGCUUCGUCACCUGAACCCAGAGCGGCGCAGAAAACAGCAGCAGCAGCAGCAGAUCCUGAAUCACAAGAUGAAGUCUUUGGCCUGGGUGAGGCAGAUGCAAACCAGAACAAUGGCUGCGUCUCGGAGAAGCCGGCGGUGACUGACUCCACGGGCACUGAGAGCCCCCACCAGCCCUGGACCCCCGCCAGCACAGCUGACCCUGACGCCGCCAUACCACGCCCCCACCUGGUCCGCCUCUUCUCCCGAGAUGCCCCGGGCCGAGAGGACAACACCUUCAAAGAGCGACCCUCCGAAUCGGACGAGCUGCAGACCAUCCAGGAACACAGCGGAGCGGGUUCAGAGUGCGGGUCGGAGAGCCCCGAACAGGAUCUAGAAUAGGCUAGCUUUUUUUUUUUUUCUCCCUCCCUGUCUUUUCUCUUUUCCCUCCUCUGUCUUUCAGUCUCUCAUUUAAGAGAGAGAGGCAAGAACCCCACAUUUGACAAAUAUAAAUAUACUACCAACCACUUCUACAGCCAUGGCAUCUGCAAGCAGCUCUGCACAGGCCGCCUUCGGGCUGGGCCGGAGGAAGAAGAACCCCGGCCUCCUGGACCAGAUUGGAAAGUUCUUUGGAGGGGACAAGAAGAGGAAGAGCAAGGUGAGGAAGCAGGGAGAGUCGUGGUGAAAGCUCAGUUCAUUCUGCUGAUUUACUCUCAGAACCAUUUUUUACUUCUGAUUGUUUAACAGAUUUUGUAAGAAAUUAUUGCAACAUAUUUGUCUUAUAGAUUUGUGUUGGUUUUACUAUUGUUUUUAUGGUGAACCGAAGUCAGACAUUGUCCUAUGAUUCACAUUAACUGUCUAAUAGGUUAUGAUUUGACACUGGAUAAUGACUUUGGGUGGGCAAUGUUUUAUUCUUAAUUGUUUAUUACAAAGAGGCUGUGAUUUUGAAUGAUUUGAGGAAACAUUUCUAUAUUGUUCUGUUUUUCCUUUUUUUUUUUGAAUGGUACUGACAUUGGUAGCAUUUUUCUCUUCAGUUAAAAUUAAUGUAUCCGUUGUAGAUGUGCUUUGGUGGAGUUGUUCACUUGUCGCUGCCGUUAUGCAGUUUGUUUAUAAGAUCAUUUGUCAAAGUAAAGAACAGGUACUUCCCUAAUUGAUGAUGAUGAUGAUGAUGAUGAUGAUGAUGAUGAUGAUGACGACGUGAGAGAUGGGGGUAAUUAAUGAUGUUGUAGAGGCAUUAGGUACUCCGCAGAGUUCAUAUGGCUUUGUAGAGAGUUAGUCUCUUAUUACAUCUGUAAUAAUUCACCCCCAGGGAGGUACUUCACUGUUUGCACGGUAAAGCAGUCUGCUAUGUCACUUUCAAAGUUAAUGAUCACAUUAUGCUAUAAAUGAUCAAAGAGGUGGAUAUUAACAUAUAAUGAUAUAUAGUAGAGUAGGAGCAUAUUACCAUCCCGUUUGGGAAUAUAUACAAGAGUCUAUUCUAUAAAGUAAGAACAGGCUGAUCUUCUCUUGCAAACAAGUGAUUAUGAGGCAUUAGAGCCUGCAUUGCUUUUACAUUUUGUACUCUAGUGUUGUCAAGAUACCAUCAUUUUGUUUUGACCAUUAGUAAAUAUAAAAACUUUACUCAUCAGACACGUUUUUAGGUUGGUGUCCAAUUAGUUUUCGUCUUUGCUUUGGUAGGGAAAGUUCCAUUUGUACUCUUGGAUCCACUUCCAGACAUGAUGGGCUGCUUGGCACUGUUGCCACAGCUAUUAAGAACCAGACUGCAGCUCUGUCGGUUCAACCCCUUUUCAGGCCAUGGGCCUUGCACUCAGUGAUGCCCUCUGGAGGUGACGGUGAAAUGGAAUUUCAGCUUCAGCACCACAUGCGGUGAAAAUAUAGUGUUCACCUACAGCAUUGAUAACACAUUCAUUUGGUUGGUUUAGUUAUCCUGACAACACUACUGCAACACGCUAAAGCUAAAACCCAAAGCCUCUUGUAGUGCUUUUAGAAAGAGGAAAUACAACUGUUGCUAUAUGUGUUCCAUCAUGAGUCAUGUCUGCUCAUUUUGGCCGCUGUCUUAAAACAUGGACUAUACUGAUAUUGGUUUAAAAGAGGAGCUGUAGUACAGUAAACCACAGCUGAGGACAAAAGCACCUUCUUUUUUUCUGUUCAGCCAACCCUACAGAGUGCCAGUCACAGUGCUUUGGCAAGGUAAUCGCAAAGAAAUGAUUCAGCAGUAUGAAAAUAUGCAUUUCCCCCCACGCCUUAUAUCAACUAUGAAAAGGUGUUCAGCGUAAGAUUCAGGAUAAAAAUGAUUUAUAUAUACUGUAUGCUACAACUCUUUUUGCUUUAAUGUCAUUCAUGAAAUGUUCAGGGAAAAUGUCAACAGAACAAAUUGUGAAUCAUUCAGUGUUAUGCUGGUGACCCGUUUGCUGCCAUAUUUCUUUGAUUUUCAUAUUCUUAAUGCCAUAAAAUUGUACAUUGCGCUCCAUAUUGAUGACAAGUGUACCAAAACAAAGUUGUUGAAAUAUAUAUUUAUGUAUUCACCAAGGGUUUGCCUUCAAAUGAUGAGUGUUCACAUGUCAAGUGAAUGACAGUUCGCCCCGCCUCUGUUGCCUCCAGUUAAAAAAAAAAAAUCAACCUGCACUAACCUUCUGCUGCAAACACUUAUUUUUUCCAGCAAGACAUCAUCAUUAUAUUUUUUAGCUUUAAUAUCUGAUCUACUUUGUCUGGCUGAGUGCAGAUUCUACAUUCUUUGACUUCUAGGCUGCUGUAUUGUGGGAAACAUUGUGUCAUUGUUUUCUGUUUGAUCUUGAAUAUGCAUGCUUACUUGAGUGAUCCUGUUUUAAUAUUUGGCAGGUGUGUAGCCAUUUACUGAUCUCUCGUGCUUUUUAUGUUCUUCGUCUGAUUUAUAUCCAUAAUUUUCAGUCCAAGCCGGAUGGGCUUUGAGAAAAUGUUAAGACCGUUAGCAAGAGAUGAUUCAUAAAUUGUGAGAUGAUGCCAAAAACGACAAACUCCAGUCUCAGGACAUGAAACAACUGCAGGAAAUCUGCAUUUGAAUCAUCAUUUCAAUUUACAGGGAUAAUUAUGUGGUAAUUGGAGGGGAAAUUAGGUUUGCAUGAAUGCUGGAUAUUCAAGCAAAAAUUAAGACUCAUAAAGAACAGAGAACAUUUUGUACUCUUAAUUUGCAUAAUCAUUUGUUGAAUGACAGAGAGUCAGUCAUAUAAGGCAACAUAUUAAUAUGAUUACUGCAUAUGAAUCGGGCUUUAGCGGAACAGCUCACAGUCAAAACCAAAACUCGUGCGAUACUAACCCCCAGUGUCUUGGAUGAAGAGGGGGUGUCGGCAGCCCCCUCACCUCAGGUUCUUUGACUCAGUCAGAGAGUUUGUUUGAACCAGCAGUGGAUCGGUGCUGAUCCCUGUUUUGUAACGCCUUCACCUUUGCAGUGGAUACGUGUAAGCGUUUGUAUCUGUUGUGAAGUGUUGUGACCGGUGACCUGUUACUAACCUGAUUAUGUUCUAAGCUUUUUUGAAUUAUUGCUUGAUUAAAACUCUUUAACAACA